AUGGGCGACAACAUACAUGCUCCAACUGUUGCUUCUGGACCGUCGUCUGGGGGCACUCCCCGCGAUUUGUCCAAAUUGUCGAUGCCAGAUCUGAUGCAGGAGAAAGAACGCAUCGAAGCGGAACUAUCAGCUCUUAGUAGCGUCCUCCAGUCGCAUGGAGUACGCAUGACUUCAUCUCUCACCACCUUCGACGGUUACCCCCGCGAUGAUAUUGACAUCGCGCAAGUUCGCACAACGCGCGUGCGCAUUAUCCACCUACGAAACGAUCACAAGGAGGUGAUGCGACUCCUCGAGAAAGGCAUCCACGCACAUUUCGCCAAUCUACAAAAUACGCAAGGCGCUGGACCAACUACGAAUGGCACCAACGUUGCGCCGAUUGCGCAAUCGUUGACGAAUAACACCGCAUUGGGGGCACCGUUUGCCAAGGUCAAUAGCGUGGUUUCGGGAAGUCCAGCAGACCAAGCAGGACUUAAAUCUGGCGACGCAAUUCGAAGUUUUGGGAACAUCAAUUGGUUGAACCAUGAGCGCCUUACGAAGGUGGCCCAAACAGUUCAAGAAAAUGAAGGACGGGCAGUAUCGGUCAAAGUCUGUCGGAAGAAUGAAACAGGUGCUAACACAAUGGAGCUGGACCUCCAGCUCACCCCUCGACAGAAUUGGGGCGGCCGUGGCCUUCUAGGAUGUCAUUUGGUUCCCUUAUGA
Messenger RNA from Penicillium vulpinum, 699 nucleotides. RefSeq names its product putative 26S proteasome non-ATPase regulatory subunit Nas2. The record is from RefSeq and is a predicted model, not a curated record. Gene Ontology annotation, cellular component: nucleus; cytoplasm. Bases 1 to 699 code for a protein of 232 amino acids. Gene Ontology annotation, biological process: proteasome regulatory particle assembly. NCBI's taxonomy places the organism in Eukaryota, Fungi, Ascomycota, Eurotiomycetes, Eurotiales, Aspergillaceae. Gene Ontology annotation, molecular function: protein binding. The transcript has 4 exons.